AUGAACAGCACCAUGUCAGCACCAGGUCCACACAACUCAACUGCUCGAAUUGCAUACAUUUGCAUUGUCAUUUUGGCAUUUAUUGGUAACUCCAUGGUUCUCGCCCUUUUUGUAAGGAAAAAACACCUGCUAAGAAAAACGUAUAACGUGUUUUUCCUUACUCUUGCCACUACAGACUUCACAAUCUCAAUCAACAUAUUAUUCACACCAACAUUUAUAUUUAGAGAAAGCUUUCCAUAUCCUGAUGGAUAUUUAGGAGGGGAAAUCGUCUGCAGACUACUAUGGUCCCGAUGGCUUCUAUAUACAUUGGGUGUAAGCUCAGUCUUUUUAUGUCUUCUCCUGACGAUAGAGCGUUGGUUUGCUGUUGUACAGCCUCUCCGAUACCAAGCCAGCUUUAGCAAAAGGCGCGUCGUUGUUUCACUGAUUUCAGUGUAUUGUGUAGCAUGUUUCCUUUGUUGCACCCUACCAUUUGAGGUGUCUUUUUCCCCAGAAAAUAUUCCAUCUCAGCGUUGUAGUUGGAAUAACGUCUGGGGAAGCGCUGCUGGAAUAGUUGCAAUUUUUCAAUUUCUUGGAAGAAUCUUUAUCCCGUCCGUCUUUAUGUUGGCAAUGUUUCUUCAUAUGACUUUCAGAAACAAUUUUACGGAAACUACACGACGCGAGAGCCGACUGACAUUUUCGUCGUCGCCGUCCACUCGGAAGACCGUAACGAGGAUGGUCGGAGCAGCUUCUGCAUUGAUGAUCAUUUGCUGGAUGCCAAAACAAGUUCUAAUGAUUGUUUCGGAAUUUCAAGUCAUAGGGAAGGACUCCUCGGUCUCACACUUCCUGACGUUUCUUGCAUUCUUCAACUCUGUAGUAAACCCAGCAAUCUAUGGCAUAACAAACAAGACAUUCCGUAAAGGUUACUAUGAUGUUCUUUUGAGCUUCUGUCCUCCUGUUCUGAAAAGGAAGUUAGCGAGACCGCAAGUUGGUGUAGAGGACGAUUAUAGAAACAUUGCGUCUCUAGUUCGUGCCAUUCAUCGACGCAGGCCAUCGUUUGAUUGGCGAAGAGGCACUUCAAGUGCAAAGGAACUGAGAACUCCAGACUUCCUAGACGCCAUUCAACAAGAGCAAAAGUUGUAAGCCGCGGGACUUUAUAAUAUCACGUUCGAGCUCUGCAAAGAACGCCCGAAGAACACACUGCUAUCAAUAUUUUGAAAUAUUUUUCGCGUUUUCCGUUAAAAAUCAUCGGAUAUUGUUACGUAAUCGACCGGAAGUAAACUAUAGGAUACCUAUAAACUUGCUCCCUCCCUUCCCCUCAGCAAAUCCUGGGUACACGCCUGUAAUUAUUAUUCUGACUGAUCAAAGCUGGAUCCACAGCUAAUCCAUGUCCGGGGCGGGGGGGGGGGGGGGGACGCCUUUCUCUUCUAUAUUUUCAUUUCAUUAUUUCUAAAGUCUCUUGGCAAAGAGGAGAGAAGGGGCAAGGAUUUCCUCAAACUCCAAUCCUUUCAUGCUUUCGCUUGCCAAUUUUCGACAAUUAUAUAACAAAAAAUAUUAGGAGGCGUGUUAACCAUCAUUUCAAUCAAUGGCUGUCGUUUUUAUAAAUGGUCUAAAAGAGCCUGGCGCGAGCGCGUGGGAGACCAUUGAUAUUGCUUCAUUUCUAAUAAGAUGGCUGCCAGCAAAAUCGUAGUAAACACGAAUUCCUGUAAGUUUGCGUUAAAAUUCUUGACCUACAAAGUUCUGGAGUGAUUAAAAGAGAAACUA
Messenger RNA from Nematostella vectensis (starlet sea anemone), 1740 nucleotides. Its product is annotated as QRFP-like peptide receptor. Lineage: Eukaryota; Metazoa; Cnidaria; Anthozoa; Actiniaria; Edwardsiidae. The transcript has a single exon. Bases 1 to 1119 code for a protein of 372 amino acids. The record is from RefSeq and is a predicted model, not a curated record. Gene Ontology annotation, cellular component: membrane. Gene Ontology annotation, biological process: G protein-coupled receptor signaling pathway. Gene Ontology annotation, molecular function: G protein-coupled receptor activity.